This is a messenger RNA of Temnothorax curvispinosus, 2304 nucleotides long. RefSeq lists its product as uncharacterized. Gene Ontology annotation, molecular function: nucleotide binding; DNA-directed DNA polymerase activity; DNA binding. The transcript is spliced from 6 exons. The record is from RefSeq and is a predicted model, not a curated record. Gene Ontology annotation, biological process: DNA replication. NCBI's taxonomy places the organism in Eukaryota, Metazoa, Arthropoda, Insecta, Hymenoptera, Formicidae. Bases 1 to 2304 code for a protein of 767 amino acids.
AUGAGCUCGCAGUUGAGCACGCACCAUAGUCGGAAAUACUUUUGCAUGUUUGCACUAUUUCUACACGAGCAAGAAAUUGGAAGCCCACACCGUGGACUGCUGAGAGUGCUGCAGAAGGCACAACCGGAGACGGAACACGCGUCAUACGUCUAUCAACAUCAUCGGGUCUGUAGUAUAGCAUACUACGUACAGUGCUCGUACGACAAAACGUUAUCGACGUAUCAAUUUUGUCGCGAUAAUGACUGCGUCGCGUGGUUCACCGAAGAACUCAAAGGAUUGGUGCAUUGCGUAAAGAACAUCUUGUUCGACAUUGUAUGCAUGGUAGAUCUAACGCGAGACGAGUGGGACACAUUUCACAGCGCGGCGCAAUGUCACAUUUGUGAAAAACCGUUUGCGCCGGAUAAAAAUCGUGUACGCGAUCAUUGCCACCUGACCGGGCGUUACAGAGGUCCAGCACAUUCGACGUGCAAUCUGAAUUAUAAAGAUUCUCACUUCAUCCCAGUAAUAUUCCACAAUCUGUCGGGCUAUGACGCGCAUUUCAUUAUCAAGGAGAUAGCUGUCGCGUUCGAAGGCUCCGAUGUACUGCCUAUAACAAAGGAAAAGUACAUCUCAUUCACUAAACACGUGAAAAACACCGCGGAAAGAUCAGAUUUGCGAAGCGAUAUAAAAUUAGAAUUCAUCGACUCGUACAAAUUUCUGAGCGCGAGUCUCGCAAAAUUGGCAUCCUUCCUCGAUAAAAAUAAAUUAAAAAUUAUACGUUCCAAAUUUUCCACGUUAUCCGACGACGAUUUCGAAUUAUUGACGCGAAAAGGUGUCUUUCCAUACGAAUACGUGGACAGCGUCGAAAAGCUGGAGGAUACGUGUUUACCGCCGCACGAUUCAUUUUACAGUUCCUUGACCGGUGAAACCGUAUCCGAGAGCAAUUACGCGCACGCCGCGAACGUAUGGCAGCGAUUCUUCGUUCGAACCCUGGGCGAAUACAGCGAUCUAUACCUGAAAACCGAUGUCUUGCUGUUGGCCGACGUGUUUGAAAAUUUCCGAGACAUCUGCGUCGUGAGUUACGGACUUGAUCCCGCGUACUACUGCACCUUACCAGGCUUUACGUGGGACGACAUGUUGAAACAUACAUGUAUCAAUUUCGAAUUGCUGACCGACAUUGACAUGGUUAUGUUUAUUGAACGUGGUAUUUGCGGCGGUCUGAGUCAGUGUUUCGGCAGAUACGCGCAGGCCAACAACAAGUACAUACAUGCAGUCGUACAGUCCAUCGAAACCGUCGUCGUACCUAAUGUACUUCAAUGUCAACAACUUGUACGGCUGGGCGAUGUCGCGAUCGCUUUAAAUUCGCCUACGGGCUAUAUUCUCGAGGUUGAUCUAGAGUAUCCGCAGGAUAAACACGACGCGCACGCUGACUUACCGUUCUGUCCGAUGCACGCUAAACCGCCCGGCAAACGGCAGGACAAACUUCUUGCCACGCUGCACGAUAAGAAGCGUUAUGUCAUCCAUUAUCGUAAUCUGCAGCAAUGCACGCGUCACGGCCUUCGCGUCACAAAAAUAAAUCGCGUAUUGCAAUUCGCUCAAUCUGAGUGGCUCCGCUACAUCGAACUCAAUACAAAAUUUAGGACACAGGCCAAAAAUGAGUUCGAAAAAACUUUAUAUAAAUUAAUGAAUAACGCUGUUUUUUGGAAAACGAUGGAGAAUGUACGCAACCACGUCGAUGUAAAAUUACUGACGAAGUGGGACGGACGAUACGACGCGGAGGCAAUAAUCGCGCGACCGAAUUUCCACAGCAGGAGCGUGUUUUCGGAAAAUCUGGUAGCCGUCGAACUGCGCAAACUCGAGGUGAAAUUCGACAAACCGAUCUACGUCGGCAUGUGCAUCCUCGACUUGUCGAAGGUGUGCCUAUACGAAUUUCACCACGAGUACAUAUCUCCCCUGUACCGCGACUCGUGUAAAAUCAUGUAUAUCAUGUACACCGACACGGACAGUCUGAUUUAUCAUAUCGAGUGCGACAACACGUACGAGAGCAUGAAACAUGAUAUAGUCAGGUUUGACACAAGUGACUACGCGGUAGAUAACGCUUAUAGUAUGCCUCUCGUCAAUAAACAAGUGCUGGGCCUGAUGAAGGAUGAAAACAACGAUGCCAUUAUGACUGAAUUCGUUGGCGAAAAUGUUACUAGGGCACCUCCCGCUAUCUCGAAUUAUUUUGGCGAUAGCGUCGGCUGUCUCGCUGCUGCCUUUGCUGCCCUUAAGCGGCACAGCCCACACGUACUUGCUCAACACAUCGAUGACGUGCAUCGUUCGUAG